Messenger RNA from Penicillium atrosanguineum, 489 nucleotides. RefSeq names its product Hsp20/alpha crystallin family protein. Gene Ontology annotation, biological process: response to hydrogen peroxide; protein folding; response to heat. The transcript has a single exon. Lineage: Eukaryota; Fungi; Ascomycota; Eurotiomycetes; Eurotiales; Aspergillaceae. The record is from RefSeq and is a predicted model, not a curated record. The coding region runs from base 1 to 489 and encodes 162 amino acids.
AUGUCUCUGUUCCACACUAGCUUCCCUUCUUCGGGCGACUUCUCCCCAUUGUUCCGCCUGUUAGACGAUUAUGACAGCCACCGAACCAGUCGUCAGCCCUCUUUGCGCUCAUUCUCACCUCGCUUCGAUGUCCGUGAAACUGAGGAGGCUUACCAUUUGGAUGGCGAGCUGCCCGGCAUCGCGCAGAAGGACAUCGAUAUUGAGUUCACUGACCCCCAAACUCUCACUGUGAAGGGUCGCACCGAGCGCGAGUACCACGCUGAACCCCAGGUAGAGAUCGAUGGUGACGAGACUGAGCAAAAGAGCGAUACCAAGUCUCUGUAUCGCUUCUGGGCCAGCGAGCGCGCCACCGGCGAGUUCCAGCGCAUCUUCUCCUUCCCAACCCGUGUGGACCAGGAUGCAGUCAAAGCCAACUUGAAGAACGGUAUCCUGUCUGUUGUAGUGCCCAAGGCUAUCGCUUCUCCAACCAAGAAGAUCACCGUGGAGUAA